AUGGUGAGCGCAGGCGCGGGCGCAUCGGGCGCAUCGGACGCGUCGGGCGCAUCGCCCGCUCGUCGCGUGCUCGUGCUCUACGGUUCGGAGACUGGGAACGCGCAAGACGUCGCGGAGCGCGUCGUGAGAGAGGCCAAGCUCAAGCAUUACGCCCCCGUGCUCAUGACCAUGGAGGGAUAUGACGUGCGAACGUUACCUCGCGAGCGGUGCGUGGUGUUUGUCACGUCCACCACAGGACAGGGUGACGAACCGAGGAACAUGAAGAGCUUUUGGAGAUUUUUGCUGCGGCGGAGUUUGUCCGCGACGUCUCUGACGAACAUGUCCUACGCCGUGUUCGGGUUGGGCGAUUCGGGAUAUCAAAAAUAUAACGUCACCGCUAAAAAACUUUUUCGGCGCCUGCAAGGGCUCGGGGCAAACGCGAUUGAAGCGCUUGGGUUGGGAGAUGACCAGCACCCACUUGGGUACGAGGCGGCGUUGAAUCCGUGGUUGAGAGAGUUGUGGAAAUCUAUGCGCGAGAUAUUUCCGUUGCCACCGCACUUGAAAGACCUCACCGAGGCCGAGCUCUCGAGUGCGCCGUUACCCGCUUGUAGAUUCGCACACACGGCGUUGCGACUCGCGCUCGCGGCGGCUGAUGCGAGCGACGCUAGCACUUCAUUCUCAAAAGCUGAGUACGAAGCUCGCGAAUCGCGCGACACAACGUAUUACGAUGGAUUCGUGAGUGAGAAUAGAUGUUUGACGAGUGACGACGCCGUCAAGGAGGUUCGUCACCUAGAAUUUCAAACCUUAGACGCCUCGAUCGCGCACUACGAAGCAGGUGAUGUGUUAGGCGUGAUACCUUUCGCAACGCGUGCCGCCGACGCCAAAGUCUCGGCUCUGAUUGAGCGUCUGGGCAUGUCUCCGGAUGCUUGGGUGCGCGUUUAUCCUUCGUCGGCGCCCGAGACGAAGGCUGCAUUGUUCCCGUUGAUUCAGGUCAAGUACUUACUCGCAGGUGCGAUCGAUGUGGAUUCUGCAUCCCCAAGACGUUACUUUUUUGAGGUCAUGAGUCAUUUUGCCGAAAGCGAACACGAAAAGGAGCGUCUUCAGUACUUUGCCUCGGCAGAGGGCGCUGUGGAUUUGUACAAGUACAAUCAGCGCGAGCGAAGGACGGUGUGUGAAAUAUUCGACGAUUUUCCGUCGUUAAAACCGUCACUGGCGUGGCUUUUGCAAGUAGCUCCUCACUUGCAUCCGCGAUAUUAUUCCAUAUCGUCUUCUCCAGCGGAUACUGAGCGGACGGCGGCGACGCACAUCACCGUUGCCGCUGCGGAAUGGGUGACACCGAUGAAACGGGCGCGGAAAGGAUUAUGUUCUUCCUGGCUGAACUCUUUGGACGUUGGCACGCGCGUGAAAUACUCUAUCACCAAAGGAAGCAUCAGUUUACCACCACCCGAGACCCCAUUGAUUCUCAUCGGUCCGGGCACUGGUAUCGCACCAUUUCGAUCCUUUGUUCGAGCACGCGUGCUGCAAUCCUCCACGGCAAGCGCAUUGGUCGUGUUUGGAUGCCGUCACGCACGGCACGAUUAUUUAUAUAAGGAAGAGUGGAAACAAAUUGAAAAAGAUGGCUCUUUAAUUGGUUCUGGCGGCGAUUCACUCGGAGGUGUUGUCGUCGCGUUUUCUCGCAUGGUGCCAGAGGCGAAGAAGCGAUACGUGCAAGAUUGCGUCAAGGAUGAAGCGAAACGUAUAUGGUCCUUGCUCGAGGCUGGAGCGAAAGUCUUCGUAGCUGGAUCGGCAGAAAAGAUGCCCGCGGCCGUGCACAAAGCGAUCCAGGAGGUCGUGCGCGAGCAAGGAUUGCUCGACGAGGACGCAAGCGCACGAUACAUGACUAAAUUAGAAACGACUGGUCGAUAUUUUGUCGACGCUUGGUAG
Ostreococcus lucimarinus CCE9901 is the source of this 1902-nucleotide messenger RNA. RefSeq lists its product with no specific name. The transcript has 2 exons. The record is from RefSeq and is a predicted model, not a curated record. The coding region runs from base 1 to 1902 and encodes 633 amino acids. Gene Ontology annotation, molecular function: oxidoreductase activity; flavin adenine dinucleotide binding; FMN binding. NCBI's taxonomy places the organism in Eukaryota, Viridiplantae, Chlorophyta, Mamiellophyceae, Mamiellales, Bathycoccaceae. Gene Ontology annotation, cellular component: cytosol.